This is a messenger RNA of Moneuplotes crassus, 563 nucleotides long. The record is from the annotation of a GenBank genome assembly. Lineage: Eukaryota; Ciliophora; Spirotrichea; Euplotida; Euplotidae.
UAAUUCUAAUGGAAUUAAGCCAGUGAAGGUGCACAAUAGGCUCCAAUACAUGAGGCCUAUUCAUCAAAUGAGCAAGGUCUCAAGUAAUCGUAUGAGCGAAUCGAUGGAUAGCAUGAUGUUUGUAGAAGAGCGCAAAUAAUGUUCUGGCAGGAAUUCAGCCAAAAUUCACAGAAAGUAAAGUAUCGAAGGAUCAAUCUGUCAGAAGGAGGAUUGAAGAGAAUCAUAAUAAGCUUAAAGAUUAUCGUAAAAGUGGCAAGAAAAGAGUCCUCCGAAGAGUUGAAAGGGAGAGAAACGGCUCCCUAUCUAGCCACAGUAGUUUGGAGUCUGCCUAUAUCACAGAGAAUUCCAUAGCUCCCUCGGAAAGAAAUAUUGGUGAGGAGUCGCUAUUAGAAGAACUUCAACCUGGCAAUCUCCCAGUGAGACUGGAGGAGGAUGAACCAGUGCUUCCUGAAGUAUCAACUACAAAGAAGCAAGAUGAGGAGCCUGAAGUUAGUCAAGUCCAAAAAGUGGCUUUUCAUGCUGCAUCUGAUGCCUUUACAUGUGCCAUCUCCAAUAAAGAAUAG